GAUUCUGUUUCCGGUUUCCGGGGGUCCUGGCAGUGCGGAUUAAAGCGAGGACAGCUAGCUGUGCAGUUAAUUUAAUAGAUUAUCACUUAUUAUURUUAUAAUCUGGUUUCAACAUGUCUGGCAGGGACGGAGGCAAAAAGAAACCUCUCAAGGCACCCAAGAAACAGAGCAAAGAAAUGGAUGAAGACGACGUGGCCUACAAACAGAAACAGAAGGAUGAACAGAAAGCCAUGGAGGCGAUGAAGGCCAAAGCUUCAGGCAAAGGACCUCUAGCGAGUGGCGGGAUCAAGAAGUCGGGAAAGAAGUAAACUCCUCAAGAUAUUUGUUURAUCCAUGUUUGACUUCCUGUUUGUGUAAAUAACUCCAGUUCUGCUGUUAACCAUGAACCCCCCCCCCCCCUUUAGUGCUGAACUCACCCUCGCUCUCAAACAGGAAAUGACAUCACCAUUUUGAGAGAUAGAAAGACAGAAACAGGUGUUAACAGAAAGACUAAUAAAAACUCWUGUUUCAAAUUUAAUGAUAGUUCAGAUGUGAUGAAAAUCUGUAAACCUGGACUGGAAAUAAAAUAAUAAAAGCCUGAUUCUAUCAGAACAAACAUCCCUGUUAACUUUGGCCUGACUUGUUGUGUUGUAAAGUGGGAGAUGUCAAUAAAGUUUUUGUAAUUAA
Messenger RNA from Austrofundulus limnaeus, 666 nucleotides. It is a transcript of the gene tma7, whose product is annotated as translation machinery associated 7 homolog. Bases 114 to 308 code for a protein of 64 amino acids. The transcript has 4 exons. The record is from RefSeq and is a predicted model, not a curated record. NCBI's taxonomy places the organism in Eukaryota, Metazoa, Chordata, Actinopteri, Cyprinodontiformes, Rivulidae.